Messenger RNA from Papilio polytes (common Mormon), 616 nucleotides. RefSeq names its product hepatic triacylglycerol lipase. The coding region runs from base 9 to 596 and encodes 195 amino acids. The transcript has 5 exons. Gene Ontology annotation, molecular function: lipase activity. The record is from RefSeq and is a predicted model, not a curated record. NCBI's taxonomy places the organism in Eukaryota, Metazoa, Arthropoda, Insecta, Lepidoptera, Papilionidae.
UUGUGAAAAUGUGUUUAUUUAAGAGUAGUUUAUGUGUUUUAAUAUUCCUUGCCACUUGUGCCGAAAUUAGCACGGAUGUGGAAGGCAGUUUGAUGUCGAUGAUGGACUUCAGGUACUGGCGAUGCGUCAUGAAGCGAGAGUGGAAAUGUCCAGAUAGCGAAGUAAACUUCUUCCUGUAUACACCGGAACGGCCGUACAAGCAAUGGAUCCACGUCGGCCACCGAGACCUCCGGGACUACGGCUGGAAACAGGCCAGGAAGAACGUCUUCAUAAUCCACGGAUUUAACGGAACACACGCUAAGACGCCCAUUUCAUACUUACGAGACGCAUAUCUUUCCCGUAAGGACUACAAUGUGUUUAUGGUGGACUGGUCAAUGCUGUCGAGGUUUCCGUGCUAUAUGUCCGCACUCUCUAAUAUGAGGUUGGCAGCUCAGUGUACAGCUCAACUAUACUCGUUGUUAACUCAAGCAGGGGCUUUAGCGAAGAUGACGACGUGCGUGGGACACUCCCUGGGUGCACACGUCUGCGGCAUGAUGUCCGAGCACCUCACGCAUAAGCAGUACAAAAUUGUUGGCAAGUAUUCUUCAGUUGCUUGAUUCACUGAAUAGUAGACCAG